UGACACAGGCGCUCGAGCGGAUUGUGAUUGGGUAGCUGACAGAAAAACAGGUUACGCCAUAUUGUCAGCUACCGAAGACAGCGCAAAUGUUCUUUACAAAAUGAACAAAUAGCUUACUUUGUAAACUCAAAGAUGGACCACACUGGGACAAUGGAAGGCGGACCUGUGAAGGAUUGCUCUGCCACGCAGGGGUCUGAUGUCUGUCUGCGAAGUCGACCAUGCUCCUCCGAGAGAGACAGUCAGGUGCGGGCUGUCAAAGCCGCUCUGCAGUCCCGGUUGGGGCCCUAUGAGCCAGUCCUGACCUAUCUACAGUCCGUCCUCCUGUGGGAAAGACCCUUUCAGUGUGUGCUUCUCUACAUCGUGGUAAACAUUGUGUUCUGGUUCUUUGCCCUGACCUCACUGCGCCUGCUCUUCCUGCUAGCUACUCUUCUGGCUGUGGCUGUCUGUGUUGAUACCUGGAGGAAUAAGAUCUGGCCUGAGAUUAAAGUCAAAAACCAAGACGAAUCAGAGAAUGAGAGCUGGGGUCUGGUGCAGCCUGGCAUUGUCAGUGUGCCUGAACUCUGCCACCACAUCGCUGAGGCCUGGGUCAGUACAGCAGUGCUCACAUGCAGUGUGCUGCAGUACAAACAACAGAACCCUGGCAAGUUCUGCAUCCUGACCUGUGGAGUGUUCACCUGUUUGGCUGUGGUUGGACGAUAUAUUCCUGGACUGGUGCUCUCCUACUCUGCUGUGUUGGCCACUCUGCUGGCCCCUCUGGGAGUCUAUCAUAGGAUCUUUCAGCAUGUGUGUGUGAAGCUGGAGCCGGCUCUGCAGCGGCUAGACUUCAGUGUUCGUGGAUACAUGAUGUCAAAGCCUAUUGAUAAUCAGUUUCUUCGGAGGCCGAUUCAUGGUGCAGCCUCAGGUGAAGCCAGUGACAGUGAGGAGGAGCUGGCUGCCUUCUGCCCAACAUUUGAUGAUGCUGUUGUUGCGAAGGAACUCGCUCUAACUGACUCUGAGCACUCUGACGCUGAGGUUUCCUACACUGAAAAUGGAACAUUUAACCUAUCGCGUGGCCAGACGCCACUCACAGAGGGCUCCGAGGAUCUUGACAGACACAGUGACGCUGAAGAAUCCUUUGCUCAAGACCUCCCUGACUUCCCUUCGAUAAACCCUGAUGCCACUCUGAUGGAUGAUGAUGACGACACAAGCAUAGGUCUACCUAGCCUGGGUCAAUCUGGGCUAGCUAGUCAUCGGGCAUCAGUACUGGAUGCUCAUCUGGACUCAGACCAGGACGAUCUGGAUGCAGAACUGUCCCUUAGCGGCCUGCCGCCUGCUUCUGAUUUUUCUGGAGACCUUGCAGGAGUCAUCGCCAGUAACAUGAUUCAAGCGGCGCUGGCUGGUGCAUUGCAACCUCGGCGUCCUGCCCAGCGCAGAGACGGCCCUCCCAGGGCCGGGGCUCACCGGAGCUAUCGCAAGCAGUCCAGCUCUGAGCUGGACACUGACUUGGAUGUGGAGGACUUUGAAAUGCUUGAUCAGUCUGAACUGAACCAGAUGGAUCCUCUUGGAGGAGGAGGGGGCAGUAGACGGGGAGAGAGCCAGGGGUCUAACUUUUUGUCUAGCUUUCUGGGUAAACCACAGUGAGGUGUGCAUGUGUGCAUAUGUGUGGUUAUGUGUCUGAGACAGAGAAAGAGAGAGUGUGUGUGUGUGUGUGUUUACAUGUUGGCGAGCUAUGAGUGUGAAUAGUGGAAGUUGAUUUAGGUUCCAGCAGCCCUGCUUCCGAUUGGCUUCAGUUGAUCACUGUGAAGUUCUUCAUUUUUUCUAUCUUUUCAGAAUCUUUUUUUCUAGGACUUUGAAACUUGAUCAUCCAGAAACCUUUUACUUUGUAAGCUGAGCAAUAGGAAGUGCAUCAACACAAGUACGACAUUCAUACAUCAAGGAAACCAGCAUAAUUGAGCCUCAAUAGAUUCUUGUAAUUUUGUGCACCCGUAAAUUACAAGGGUUCUUGUUAGAUAAAAACAGCAGUGCCCAUACAAUCUUGUCUACCUGGAAGUCUACACAUACAGGGCUAUACAACAUGGGACCAAAUAUGACAUUCCUGUUGGUGGAGCUGAGCCAUGUUGCUUUGAAAAUGAGAUCAUGAAACGGAACUGAGAAUUAUUUUUACAUCACAACAUUUAAAACAGCAGUUCAUGUUACUGUUAUUCCCUCUGCUGUCCUUUCAAUAACAUGGGUUAUGAUCUGUUAGAAGAUGACUUAUUUAAAGUUACAGGUUUACAGAAAGCUGCUGUGGGUUUGGACAGCCUCCUAUGAUAGAGAUGAAUCAUAUUUGGAUAGGGAUUUCAUUAGCUGCUCUUUGGUAGCUGUUGUGUGGGAGUUUUGUUUCAAUCAAAGAAUGUCACAUUACAGUCUUAAGUUACCGGACUCGGAGGAGAAAUACAUGAUGUUAUGUUUGUUUAUUGUUGUAUUUAUUGACUUGUGCCCCUAGGUGAGGUUUGCAUCUUUUUCUGUGUGAACAACCUUAGAUUGUUUUUCAUUUUCCUGCCCUUUAACUACAAAUAAAAAGCAUAAUAUGUCUGUUCUUAAACAUUGGAGUAGUCCACAGCUUUUAGUGUUUAAUUUAUUUUCUUUUUCCAGAAAUAAUGGUGAAACAUUUUGUUUUGUCUUUUACCAUCUCUGUAUUACAUAUAGUUAAUGGCCAUGCUGACCUUUUUAAGUGAAAAUGAAUCAUUUCUGGAUUGUUUUGCUAUUAUGAUGGGGACUUACGUUUACAAACAAAUUGGGUAAAGAUAGUUCUCCUUGUAUCCUAUGUUAAAGGGUUGUAUAUGUAAAGGUUUAGUGGCUUUUGUGUGCAGGUCAGUCUGACCUUUUGAUGGACAAACCAUGUCAAUAUGUGAAACCCAACAGUGGAAAUGGAACUUAGAACUUCUAAAAGCCACAGAUAACAUUUGUCAAGAUGGCCAUAUCAAGAAGUCCAAAAUGCUGGUGGUUUAAAUACGGAAAACACAUGGCUUAAAUGUGUGACUCUUAGAGAAACCCAUAGCUUCACAGAUUUAACGCCGAAAAAAAAAAACAGCUGGAUCCUCAUUUAUAAAGAUGAAGUACAAAAAAAAGUGCACUGAUAGGAAAUUGCUGGGAUUUGGAAGAUUUGCGACGAUGCUUAUAGCUUCACCAUGAGGGGCCAGUUUCUCUCUAUGAGUGAUCUGUAGUCAGUUUGACAAUGUCAUGUGCAUAGUUGUGUAUUUCCCUCUGUAUCUGGUUUUGCUAUGUUUUGAUGUGUAAAUCAUAAUGAAUAAAAUGUUUGCAAUUAAAUCUA
Molecule: messenger RNA, 3292 nt
Organism: Labrus bergylta (ballan wrasse)
Lineage: Eukaryota; Metazoa; Chordata; Actinopteri; Labriformes; Labridae
Gene: retreg3
Product: reticulophagy regulator family member 3
Biological process (GO): reticulophagy
Source: RefSeq, a predicted model, not a curated record